AACUGCACUUCAUUUAAAACGCAGUCGGCUACUUGGCGCUAUUCGAAGGCUACUUUACCUUUGUUUUCAACUUUCACCGGGGCCUUUCGGACUGGUCGUUUUUCCCGAGAUGAAGUUCCCUCUGUGCCUACUGGCUGCAGUUCUUUACCUGAGCUUGCAAUGCCAGGUAAACGCUGAAUCGCAUUUGAGCAGGAGUGCCAUUGAAAGGGCUGUGAUUGCAGCCAAGGCCACGGUGGACUCAGCCUAUGAGUACUCCAGGAGAGUGAGUGUUGACCGCGUGAGGAGGAACGCAGUGAGUCCGUCGGACGUGCUGCGGUUGUUGAAGCAGCCGGCUGGCGCGACGCGUAAUGCCGUGCGCUCCGCCGACUACAUGGAGAACGCCGUGAAACUGAUCCAGGCUUCUUUGCAUAGACGUCAAAAGCGCUCCAUUAACGCCACAGACCUGAUCUCUGCGGAGGAUCUGAAAUUCAUCGCUGAACUGACUGGCUGCUCCGCCCGACGUCAGAAUCCAACUUGCCCGACGGAAAGCAAGUUUCGCACUCCAAGCAACACCUGCAACAACAGGAAAAACCCUCGCUGGGGAGCUUCCAACACACCUUUCGCCCGCUGGCUCCCUGCCGAAUAUCAAGAUGGAAUCUCUCUGCCCAAAGGCUUUGACCCUGAGCGAAAAGUCAACAGCUUUGUGCUCCCCUUGGUCAGAGCAGUGUCCAACAACAUUCUGAAAACAGCAAAGGCCGAUGUGGAGAUCGACCCCCUCUACACCUACCUGGUGACAAUCUUCGCCCAAUGGACAGAUCACGACCUGACGUUGACACCAACUUCUCCCGUGAUCAGGUCUUUCAAUAACGGGAUGGACUGUGCUAAGAGCUGUGAGAACUCAGAGCCCUGUUUCCCCAUCAAGUUUCCUAAGAAUGACCCUCGUAAUGCUUCAGAGGAGUGCAUCCCCUUCUUCCGCUCAGCACCAGCUUGUGGAUCUGGCAACACCGGACACAUUUUUGGAGCAAGCACUGUCCGUCAGCAGAUAAACUCUCUCACAGCUUUCCUUGAUGUAGGUCAGGUGUAUGGUUCAGAGGACACAAAAGUUCGUUUUCUACGAAACCUCACCUCAAAUGAGGGCCUGCUGAGAGUCAACACCAGGUUCGAUGAUAAUGGCCGUGAGCUCCUGCCCUUCUCCUCCAUGACAACCAACAUGUGUGCCACCAGGAAGCGCAUUACUAAUGACAGUUUUGCAGAGGAGGUGCCCUGCUUUGUGGCUGGUGACGAUCGAGUCGAUGAGAAUAUUGGUCUGAACUCUUUGCACACACUGUUCAUGCGUGAGCACAACCGCCUGGCCCGUGCUCUGGCAAAACUCAAUCCACACUGGGACGGAGAGAGACUCUAUCAAGAAGCACGAAAAAUCAUGGGAGGAUAUACGCAGGUUCUAACUUUCAGAGACUUCUUGCAUCACAUCGUCGGUCCAGACUUCAUUGCCAGUCAUCUGUCCACCUACCCUGGUUAUGAUGAAAACGUGGACCCCUCAAUUGCCAAUGUGUUCGCUACAGCUGCCUUUCGAUUCGCCCACCUAAUGGUUCAGCCUAAAAUGUUUCGUCUUAACGAGCAGUACGAGGAGCACCCAGUUUACCCCAGCCCGUUGCUGCACAAAUCCUUCUUCGCACCGUGGAGGGUCGUCUUUGAAGGCGGUGUGGAUCCACUCAUCAGGGGCCUGGUGGGUCGUCAAGCCAAGCUCAACACACAGGACAACAUGAUGACUGAUGAGCUGAGGGACAGGCUGUUUCAAUUCACUCAAAAGUUGGCCCUGGAUCUAGCCUCCCUCAACAUGCAGAGAGCAAGAGACCACGCAAUCCCUGGCUACAACCAAUGGCGCAAGUUUUGUGGGCUGUCACAGCCCAAAAAUUUGAAUGAGUUGAGUCAAGUGCUGAAUAACCGAGACCUGGCCAAAAGACUGCUGGAUCUCUACUCAACACCUGACAACAUCGAUGUGUGGCUUGGAGGAGUCGCAGAGCCAUUUGUCCGUGGAGCAAGAGUUGGACCUUUGUUUGCCUGCCUGAUUUCCACUCAGUUCCAGCGUAUCCGCCAGGGAGACCGAUUGUGGUGGGAGAAUGAUGGUGUAUUUACUGAUGCUCAGAAGAAUUCCCUGAGGAGCACCUCUCUGGCUCGCAUUAUCUGUGACAACACAGGUAUCACUGAAGUACCGGAAAAACCCUUUCAGUACCGUCCUCGAGGAACUGGUUACACCAAAUGCGAGAAUAUCGCUCCCUUCGACCUCGGUCCAUGGAAGGAGAAUUCAAAUGAGCGUGGACCCCCGGGACCACCAGGACCAAGUGGACCGAGCGGACCCCCUGGCCCCCCUGGACCUCCUGGACCUCCAGGACCUCCUGGCUCUGCGCAUAAAGUUGCUUUCUCCGUCCGACUUGGCAACAACUUCCCCAAACCUGGCGUGCCCUUGGUCUUCCGUGAUGUCAUCUACAAUGGACAGAACUCUUAUGACACAUCCACAGGGGUUUUCACAUGUGCGCAACCAGGCGUGUAUGAAUUCCAGUUCCACUGCACCAUCCACGAUGGCACGGGCAGUGUGGACCUGAUUCGUAACUCAAAGCUGAUUCUGCACUCAUUCACCACCACACAGAGUGGAUAUCUCAUAGCUAGUGGCAGCGUGUACGUCAAACUUGACAAGGGAGACCGUGUCUAUCUGGUGGCAAACUACGGUGGCAACGGUUUGACAACUGACAGUUAUUUCUCUGGGCAUCUGCUAUUCACUGAGUAGGAAACUGCUCUAGAAUACGCGUUCGAUCCACAGCAUCCUUAAAACACAGAUUUUUUAAACUUUUAUUUAAUCCCCUAAUAAUAAGAUGAUUCGAUGAUAUAAUCACUUCCAGUUUACUUUCCUGCAUUAGAAUUUAUGGAGGCACACCUGAUGCAAAUGAUUCUGGGUUAAACUGUUUUCCGGAUCAGAACUACACUGAGACUUUAACUAAAGACAAAAUAAAAUCUUGAAAUAGACUCUUUCUUUUGUAGCAGGCAUUGCUGACAGAAAAUUAUUAUUUGAUUGUUCAUGAAUAGUACUAGAUGAAGUGAUUUUUUCAUGUAGCCAUUUUAGGAAGGGAAACGCUUAUUCUACUCUUUUUGUUGUUGUUGCUGUUUGAUUAAAAGAAAAUAAUUAAAUAUAUCAUUGCAUUUUUGGGAAGAUGCUGUGUUUUUUUAAACGUGUAUGUGAAAUUCACUUAAUAAAUGAUUGUAUUACAAAUCAA
Messenger RNA from Gasterosteus aculeatus aculeatus (three-spined stickleback), 3248 nucleotides. RefSeq names its product eosinophil peroxidase. Lineage: Eukaryota; Metazoa; Chordata; Actinopteri; Perciformes; Gasterosteidae. Gene Ontology annotation, molecular function: heme binding; peroxidase activity; protein binding. The record is from RefSeq and is a predicted model, not a curated record. Gene Ontology annotation, biological process: response to oxidative stress.